CUCCCACUUUGUCAGGAAAGAAAGAACCGCUAUGUAGCUAAACUGCUUAUGGAAAGACAAGCAACAUGGUAGCGACUAUCGUUAUUUGUUAAUAUGAUUUACAAUCUCAGUGCGGUAUAGCAUAAAGCCGACGUGAAGAUGAAAGUGAGAUAACUAACGUAUAUCUGUCGUUAUUAUUAGAAAUGGAGAAGCAGCCGCGUCUGUUGUGUUCCGUGCUCUGUGUUCAGCGCAGACCUUAUGAGGUCAUAUUAAAUUGCGCGAUUCUUGCUUGGAAAGAGACACAGACCACCAAAAAACAAGCCGGGCGCGCAAUAUAUGGAGCUGUCAAAGCUGGUAGUCAUUGUGUUCCAGUGUGUGAGAUCAUCGCUGUUCAAGAAAAUGAUGAUGACUGUCCCAGUAAGUACAGUGGGAAAUGGCAGAAGGUUCCUCAGAGUCCAGUGGACUCCCAACAGCACGCUUUCACAGUUACAUAUGUGGAGAGGACGAGGCAGCACUGCUGGCGGUGCAGCGACGUGACUUUUCACUGCCCUGAGCGGGCCCUGUGUUUGCUAUGGGUCGAAACUAUUAAAGAACAGCUAGCAUUGUUAACCAAUCGACCGAAGCACUUGCUGGUGUACAUUAACCCCUAUGGAGGAAAACAACGCGGGAAGCAGAUUUACGACCACAAAGUGGCCCCCAUCUUUUCCCGGGCUUCUAUUUCCACCAACGUGAUUGUUACAGAGCAUGCAAAUCAUGCCAAGGACCACUUGAAGACAGAGGCUGAUCUAAAGAAGUACGACGGUGUGGUGUGUGUCGGGGGAGAUGGCAUGUUCAGUGAGAUCAUGCAUGGCCUCGUGUCUCGUACGCAGUGUGACAAAGGUGUCGAUGAGAACUCCAUGGAGGAGACGCUUGUUCCAUGUGGACUUCGCAUUGGCAUCAUUCCAGCAGGUUCGACUGAUUGUGUAUGCUAUGCCACCGUGGGCUCAAAUGACCCCGUCACCUCAGCACUGCACAUCGUUGUGGGUGAUUCUCAGCCAAUGGACAUUUGUUCGGUGCACAAUAACGACACCUUUCUGCGUUACUCUGUGUCGCUGCUGGGCUAUGGUUUCUACGGAGACGUGCUGACAGACAGCGAAAGAAAGCGCUGGAUGGGGCCAGCCCGCUACGAUAUCUCAGGUAUUAAAACAUUUCUGUCACAUCGCUACUACGAGGGAACUGUGUCAUUUCUACCUGCUGAAGGGAAUUUGGGAACUCCCAGAGAUAAAAUCCAGUGCCGAUCUGGGUGUAGUGUCUGUCGGCAAUCCUCGUCUGACAAACUGGUGAGCAAUGAUGAAGACAAUGUUCCUGAUGCUGAGCGUCAGGGCAAAUGGACAGUAAUUAGAGGGAAGUUUCUGGCCAUCAACGCAGCCAGCAUGAGUUGCGCAUGUCCUCGCAGUCCCAAAGGCCUGUCGCCAUCGGCACACCUCGCAGACGGAACCACUGACCUCAUCCUCGUCAGGAAAUGCUCGCGCCUAGACUUCCUGCGACAUCUUCUGCGACACACCAAUAAAGAUGACCAGUUUGAUCACUCUUUUGUGGAGGUAUACCGGGUGAAACAGUUUCACUUUACACCCCGAUAUGAGGAGUGUGAUUCUGAGAUGGAUCUGAGAGAGAGUGGUGCUGGAGGCAAGCGUUUCCUCAGUCAGAUCUGCAGGGAACACAGAGCCUGCGGCUGCAUGCCAGCCCAGAGUAACUGGAACUGUGAUGGAGAAAUCCUGCCUCACUCUGCCAUUCAAGUCAGGGUCCAUUGUCAGCUGAUUACACUCUUUGCAAGAGGUAUCGAAGAGCAUUCAGUGUUUGAGGAUCCGUACGCUCACUGUGCAAUAUAGAUCGCCGUGACUUCACCCGAGAAACCUCCUGCUGCAUUGUGAAGAAUCGAGGCUCUUAACCGAAAAGUCCUUUUCAGCUGAGCAUAAUGUCACGCUGUUUCUUGUGCUGUUAUACUUAGAUCCUCUAUACAAAGCAUCUUCAGUAAAAGAACUUCCUGCAGAGCUAGAGAGAAUAGCAUCUUUAUGGUGUCUUCAUGCUGGCUGUAAAGCAGUAUUAGAUCUAGAAAUAAUAGGGUUAGCUGAAUUACCUGCAGUAGGCAUUACUAUCGCUCUGCUGGUUAUAUAUCCUGCUGUGCAACAAAUGUCUUCCACCAAUCAAGCUGGUCUUGAGAGUAGGAUUAGUUCAGUCCAAACUAAAAAAAAUCAUUCUUAUAAACAUUCCUUCUGGUAGCACCUUAAUAUUUUUCUUAAUAGGUUGGGGUUCUGGUUUUAGUUUUAUUGAAAAUAUAAAAUUCUCAUUUAUUUACCCUCUUGUUAUUCCAAACCAGUAUGACUGGCUUUGAUUUGCUUGUCACGAUAUUAAAAAUGUUAAUGACGACACAUGUGGUUGGGCUCACUAGCAAACAUUUAAAGUGGAUCAAACCCUAUCAUAAAGUUCUUGUCUUUGAUGGACUUUUUUGAUUCACUUCAAAUGUUGACUAGUGUAGAUAAUAAACCAUAAAAAAAAUAUAAAAUACCUGUUGACUUGUGUGUUCUAUUACAAGUCUUCUGAAACCAUGCAUUAUUAUAUGGAAAAGAGUAGCAUUGACAUUUUUAUAAAUCAUCUCUAUUUGGAUUAAAGGAAAACACCACUGUUUUUCAAUAUUUUACCAAGUUCUUACCUUAAAUUAGACAAGUUAAUACAUAGAUAUCUUUCUUCAAUGUGUACACUUAAUCUUUGUACAGCGCGUUGUGAAUGUGUUAGCAUUUAGCCUAGCCCCAUUCAUUGCUUAGGAUCCAAACAGGGAUCACUUUAAAAGCCACCAAACACUUUCAUGUUUAUUCCUAUUUAAAGACUGUCACAUGACUAGUUACACGAGUAAGUAUGGUGGCACAAAAUAAAACGUGACGAUUUUUUAAGGGGAUAAAAAAUUAGAACUAUAAUGUAUAGCGGAAGAGCACUUAAUUUGCAGCACUUUGACUUUGGGCGCAGUAAUAUUGAUGAAAGUUUGAGCAAGAGGGGGAUUAGUCAGGAGUAAUGAUGUUACUGCACGUCGAGGUCGAAGUGCGGCAAACUAAGUGCUCUUCUUAUUUUGCGCCACCGUACUUACUCGUGUAACUACUCAUGUAACAGUCUUUAAAUAGGAAAAACAUGGAAGUGUUUGGUGGCUUCUAAAUUCAUCCCUGUUUGGAUCCAAAGGAAUCAAUGGGGCUAGGCUAAAUGCUAACACAUUCACGACGUGCUGUACAAAGAUGGGUAUUAAUUCAUCUAAGUUGAGGUGAGAACAUAGUAAAAUAUUGAAAGACGGUGGUGUUUUCCUUUAAGAACAACAUGAGGGUGAUUAAAUGACAGAAUUUCUCUCUUUUUUUUUAAAGGUUGUCAUGAAUCAGCAUCCAUCAUGUAGACACAGUAGCCUACUUUAAUUCUCAUUUACCUAUGAUAAAUAACAGCCGCUGAUUUAUUAUUUUAUGAACAUUUUUUACUAUUAAAGUGCCGCUUUCAAAACAUAUCAAUCUGAUUCAAAAACACACAGACCUAGAGAAACAAUGUAUUUUUACGUGGUCCUGAACAAUUCAAGCAUCUGAAUGUACUGUAGCAUGUAAACCAAAAUACAAUCAAUGGGGGCUAUACAAUGUCAGUUCCGGUUUAAUGUGUCUGUAUAGCUGUUUGAAGUCAUCAGAGCAAAUCUGGAGCAAAUAUUUCCUUGUAAUGACUUUCUGUUUGCCUACAUUGAUGAUGUCUUAUUUCUUUAGAAGGUUCUUAUUGUAUGAAAGAAUAGAAUGAGUGAAAAGCAAAGAGAAAUGGCUUUUUUCGCUUUUUUGCAUGUCAGCUGUUUUAUUAUUCCAUUCCUUAAGUGUUGCCCUAAACGGUGCCAGAUAAUGAAGGCAUGGAUUUCCCAUGAUGCAGAUGCAUCUGUGCUGCAUACACAACUUCUGUAGCCAUAUUGCAUGCAAAGCACUGUUUUAGAGCUCCCAAAACUGACAGAACUUUGGCUUGUUGUUGUUGUGUGAUCUGUAUUUGUGUUAGGUGUACUAUUAGCCUCGUGUCAAAACUUGUGUAGUUUUAAAACUUAUGAAAUCCAUAACAUGCUGUGUAUGCACUGUGACACCAGCUGUCCUACUGAUCCAAAGAUAUAAUAACAACCCAUUUAAAAAACUUACUGUAGCCAUAUGUUUGGUUUGUAUCACCACAGGUUAUCUGGUUAUUGUGCAUGUUUAAGUGGUUUCACCAUGUGUUCAUUUUUGUGCUGGGCGUUCUUCGUAAUGAGUCACUUUAUGCUGGCAGCUUCUUAAAUGAAGAUGCGUUGACUGAAAUCAUCAUCUUAAAAAUCACUCAUCUUGCAGGUUUCAAGAUGUACUUGUUAAUUUGAUUGUAAUGAAAAGAAAGCCCCUGAAUAAAGUCUAUAUUGUGCUUAA
Paramisgurnus dabryanus is the source of this 4403-nucleotide messenger RNA. It is a transcript of the gene cerk, whose product is annotated as ceramide kinase. The record is from RefSeq and is a predicted model, not a curated record. Gene Ontology annotation, molecular function: ceramide kinase activity. Gene Ontology annotation, biological process: phosphorylation; ceramide metabolic process. Lineage: Eukaryota; Metazoa; Chordata; Actinopteri; Cypriniformes; Cobitidae.